Molecule: messenger RNA, 619 nt
Organism: Polychytrium aggregatum
Lineage: Eukaryota; Fungi; Chytridiomycota; Chytridiomycetes; Polychytriales
Exons: 2
Coding region: 81-347 (88 amino acids)
Biological process (GO): mitochondrial respiratory chain complex IV assembly
Cellular component (GO): mitochondrion
Source: RefSeq, a predicted model, not a curated record
AUCCCAAUCCCAAUCCCAAUCCCAAUCCCAAUCCCGAGCCCGGCCAACCCAUCCUCCGCCCGAGAAAUCAGCCACACAGUAUGUCGAGGGCCUCCAAGAUUACGUUUUACACGAGCCUGGCGCUGACGACCGCCACCAUCAUCGGCGUCAAUUACUGGAAGGAUGUCGAGUUUGUCGCCCGUCGUCAGAACAUCGAGAAGGAUGAAGAGCGUCGUCGGCAGCGGCUCGAGAACCAGCUGGAUCUGGAGCGCCAGCAGCGAAUUUUUGCAGAGUACGAGAAGGACCAACGAGUCGCCUCGGGCUUCACUGGCCCGGGGUCUCCGGGGAUACCGGAAGGCGCCCUCUGAAAGCCACGUUUGACCUCCGAGACAUACUCUGGGGCGUGUACGAAUCGAGAAGGAACAACACCUGAUUUUGAAGCCGGUCCAUGCUGCCAUUUCCCACCUCUGCAAUACACACCCGCAACCACCCGCAACCACCCGCUACGGUGGCCAUCCACAAGAUCUCGCGAAUCCCAUGUGGUUGCCUGGUGGCACUUUGAGAUGUUCAGCGACUGUCUGAGGAGCUAUAUUACAGGCAAUCCAAUAAAAAACGGGACGCCCGUGUUUUUGACCAUUCA